This is a messenger RNA of Seriola dumerili (greater amberjack), 671 nucleotides long. RefSeq names its product twist-related protein 2-like. Gene Ontology annotation, molecular function: DNA-binding transcription factor activity, RNA polymerase II-specific; protein dimerization activity; RNA polymerase II transcription regulatory region sequence-specific DNA binding. The transcript has a single exon. Lineage: Eukaryota; Metazoa; Chordata; Actinopteri; Carangiformes; Carangidae. The record is from RefSeq and is a predicted model, not a curated record. Gene Ontology annotation, biological process: regulation of transcription by RNA polymerase II; developmental process. Bases 24 to 671 code for a protein of 215 amino acids.
ACAGAAGAAAAACGUGGCCAAGCAUGAGAGAGGAGGAGCAGUCUAAUGAUGAGCACCCUGAGGGAGGGGUGGUUUCCAGCAAGGAGAACAUGGGGAGACCACCUUCCAACGCAUGUCCUGUUGUUGUAGCGACGCCGGGGGUCACCGUGCGUAAGCGGCUGACAGGCUCACAUACGGAGGAUCGCGUUACCACAGUGACUCCCACCACAUCAGCAAGCUACAGCAAGGUCAAGCCAGGGGACGACAUCCAGAUCUACACCCCCACCGGACCCAAGAGACUGAAGAAGAGUCCUCAGCAUCGGCCACCUUCCUCAGAGCCGUCCCUUUCUCCCGUCCCCGGCCCGAGUCCCGGAGGUCUCUCAGCCAUCGAGGACCCACACGCCCAGCGGGUGAUUGCCAACAUCCGGGAGCGCCAGCGGACGCAAUCUCUGAACGAAGCCUUUGCCUCAUUGCGUAAAAUAAUCCCCACACUCCCCUCUGACAAACUGAGCAAGAUCCAGACCCUUAAGUUGGCAUCGCGCUACAUUGACUUCCUGUACCAGGUACUGCAGAGCGACGAGAUGGACUCUAAGCUGGCUGGAUGUAACUACCUGGCCCAUGAAAGACUGAGCUACGCCUUCUCUGUGUGGAGGAUGGAGGGGGCCUGGUCGACCAUGUCCGCUGGUCACUAA